Messenger RNA from Fraxinus pennsylvanica, 2658 nucleotides. The record is from the annotation of a GenBank genome assembly. Lineage: Eukaryota; Viridiplantae; Streptophyta; Magnoliopsida; Lamiales; Oleaceae.
AUGCUUUCGAAUUUUGCAGCAAGAGCUUUGCACUCUAUAUUUCAGCUUUGGGGAAUUUCUGGAACAAGUCAAAGAUGGAACAUUAGCGGCGAAUUAUGCAGCGGAGUUGCAAUUGAUGAUACAGCAAUUCGCGAUAUCAAUCCGGGUAUUAAAUGUGAUUGCUCUUUCAACAAUCGUACCGUUUGCCGCAUUACUGCACUGAGAGUUUAUGCAUUGGAUGUUGUGGGUCCAAUCCCGAAUGAGCUUUGGAAUUUGACUUACCUUACUAACUUAAAUCUAGGCCAAAACUAUUUGACGGGUCCACUGCCUGCAUCUAUUGGAAACCUCGCUCGCAUACAGUACUUGAGUCUUGGAGUUAAUGCAUUAUCAGGGGAGCUUCCUAGGGAGCUUGGGAUGUUGACAGACUUAAGAUCGCUGAGUUUCAACACAAACGAUUUCUCUGGUCCUCUACCAUCUGAGCUUGGGAAUUUAACAAGACUUACUCAAAUUUACUUUGAUAGCGCUGGAGUUAGUGGGCCAAUACCCCCAACAUUUUCUAGUCUAACGGGAUUGGAGAAAGUGUACGCCUCAGACAAUGAAUUCACUGGUCAAAUUCCUGACUUUAUCGGGAAUUGGUCAAAUCUACUUGUCCUGAGGUUUCAAGGAAACUCCUUUCAAGGGCCAAUACCACCAUCAUUUUCCAAUUUGACCUAUUUGAAUGAUCUGAGAAUAAGUGAUCUAUCUAAUGGAAGCUCUACACUGGACUUCCUUAGAAAUAUGACGUCUCUAGGCACCUUAGUUUUGCGUAAUAAUAAAAUUUCUGGUUCCAUACCUUCCAAUAUUGAUGACUAUCGGAGUUUAACACUGCUGGAUUUGAGCUUCAACAAUUUGAUUGGACGCAUCCCAGAUUUACUUUUCAGUCUGAGUUCACUCACUAACUUGUUUCUUGGUAAUAAUAAUUUGAAUGGUACCCUGCCUGCAGUAAAGGGUCCAACUCUCCGGAACAUAGAUUUAUCAUACAAUUCAUUAUCUGGGAGCUUCCCUACGUGGAUCAGUGAACAAAAUUUACAACUUAAUUUGGUUGCCAACCGCUUCACCAUAGACAAUUCUAAUGGAAGUGCUUUGCCUUCCGGAUUGAAUUGUCUGCAACAGAAUUUUCCUUGUGGUCGAGGAUCACCUACCUAUCAGAUUGUGUAUGAGAUGGAUAGUGAGAGUCUUGGUCCGGCAACACAUUACACGAUCGAUACAAACAGGUGGGCAGUUAGCAAUGUUGGUCUGCCUUCUGGUAGCAAUUCACCCCAAUACAGGAAUACUUUGGAGUCAGAGUUGUUUCAAACUGCACGAAUUUCUGCUGGAUCUUUGAGAUACUACGGCUUGGGUCUUGAGAAUGGUAAUUACACUGUGACACUUCAGUUUGCAGAGAUCCAAAUUCUAGGCACUAGAACUUGGAGGAGUCUUGGAAAGCGUGUUUUUGAUGUAUAUAUUCAGGGAAAACUGGAGCUAAAAGACUUUGACGUACUAAAAGAGGCUGGUGGGACUGCUUUGAGAGCUGUUAAGAGGAAAUUGCAAGUAGAAGUGUCUGAAAACUACCUUGAAAUUCAUCUCUUCUGGGCUGGAAAAGGGACUUGUUGUAUACCUGCUCAAGGUACAUAUGGACCUUUGAUUUCGGCAAUAAGUGCCACCCCAGAUUUCGUUCCCACCGUUAGACCUCCAAGUAGGAAACACAACGGGACUGGCCUGAUUGUAGGGAUUGUAGUUGCAGUCGGAGCUGUAAUCUUUCUUUCUGUAUUUGUAGCAUACUAUUUGGCUCAGAGAAGAAGAAAGAAGAAGAGCUAUGAGGAUGAAGAAUUCUUAGGAAUGGAUACCAGACCUUACACAUUUAAUUAUGCGGAGCUAAGAGCUGCAACGGAUGACUUCAAUCCUGAUUAUAAGCUUGGAGAGGGAGGAUUUGGACCUGUGUACAGGGAGACUGAAUCUUUAUGCUUUGGUGGAGCAGGGAAUAGAAGUUUAUCUCUUGACUGGCCAACACGCUUUGAGAUAUGCUUGGGAGUAGCAAGAGAUUUUGGUCUGGCCAAAUUGUAUGAUGACAAAAAGACCCAUAUAAGCACCCGCGUUGCUGGAACAAUUGGGUAUCUUGCACCUGAAUAUGCCAUGCGUGGACACCUUACCGAGAAAGCUGAUGUAUUUAGCUUUGGAGUUGUAGUUCUAGAGAUUGUUAGUGGAAGGCCAAAUUCUGACUCAAGUUUGGAAGACGAUAAAAUGUAUCUUCUUGAAUGGGCUUGGAAUCUUCAAGAGACAAACCAAGAAAUGGAACUCCUUGACAGAACAUUAUUCGAAGUGAACGAGGACGAAGUAAAAAGAAUUAUAGGAGUGGCUCUUCUGUGCAGUCAAACAUCGCCCGGUUUGCGGCCUUCAAUGUCACGUGUGGUGUCAAUGCUUUCUGGAGACAUUGAGGUGCCCCCAAUCACUUCAAAGCCCGGAUACCUGACUGACUGGACAUUCAAUGAUGCAACAACCUUUAUGUUGAACAUGGAUAGUUCAACUUCAAGAACUGAUAUUAGUCAGGGCAAUCCAUCAAACAUAACAAGCGUGGCAACUACAGAUCCAUCUUAUUCACCUAUCUCUGAUUCGAAACCCAUUCUUCAUGAGAUUAUUGGCAGGGCAAGUGAAAUUAAAUAG